GCCUCGGUGAUCUAGAAACGUAAAAAAACGUUUACAAGAAACGCUUUCUUUCCCGAUUUUUCACGACUAAAACGUGUAAGGUAUGUUGGCUUUCGGAUGAAGAAACCUUUUCUGAAUGUUGCAACGUUUUUUCGUUGUUUAGCAGCGCUUUCUAUGAUUCAACCCUACGACUUCCUCUUUCGAAAGCGUGUCAUCUCGGAUACCACGCACUUUGUUGCUUACGUUGAGUUUUACUAUGUUUCGAAUGUUAUGAAAUUUAAAGUCCUCUCUUUUCUUUCUAGAACGAUCGAUCAGAAAAGAUGGCAAACAUUCUCACAAGUACGCCGCUACUCGACCAGCUUAAGGUAAGAAUCAACGCACAGAUCUUCAAUCGACGCCAAAUUAAUUAGAUUCGCUUUUACUCUGCGCUGAUAAAUUUGUCACGAGAGGCGUUUAUAAAUAAUUGUUUUCACACCUCAGAAUAUUCCCAAUUGAAGCUGUGCAAUUUAGCAUCUUCAUCAAAACCAUAUUACAGAGGCAGUGUCAGUUUUGUCAAUUCCAUCACCGAUGCGCAUCUGCCCAAACAAACACCCACGUUCAGAGCAGAAUAUUCAUGGUUUGUUUGUUUCCUUUUAGAUGUUCGAAUUAUUGGGAACGUUACAGAUGAACCAGUUAAAUCCAGAAAUAAAUCAGUGGAACCACCAGUAUAGCGUGCUCCUCGCUAAUCAACCUGGCGUGCCUCAAGCGACUCCCGCCCCUGGCUUCGAACAACGUCUCCUUUUGGCCGCUCCGAGCCAGCUGCUCGAACAACAAAUUUCCGCCUCAACCAUGCCAGGUACCAAAGAUCGAUCUUAUUAUGUUGGGAGCUAUAGCGAGAAUUUCACUCGACACGCCCGAAAAUUUUCUCUGAGAAGGCAUCAAAACUGAAAGCAAUCAUGUCAUGCUAUUUUUGACAGCUUCCACUGUAUGUUGUUUUAAAACCUUCCUUGCCUUUAUUUCAGGUUACGGCUACGAAGAAGACGAACUUGAUAUUUUCAACGGCGAACCAAAUGAUGCCUCCUUUAAUGUCGAAUUGGCCAAAGCCGCCCUGCGAGGUAUGCAAGGUAUAUGCGUAUUUUCUUCUCUGUAUUUCCUGUCGGGUUAAAGCAUUAUUCUGCCCUCUUUCUGUUGUAAUAGGAUUUUUGCAUACUUUGGUUGCGAAACUUAACUCGUUGCACAAUCUGAUUGGGUCUUCUGUUAGGCGUGGGUUCAAUGCCCUCAAGGCACAUGAAAUUAUUUCGCAAUAAGGAAAUUUGCAUAUCAAUUAUGCAGAUUGGCUGCAAGAAUGAUAUGAUGACAAUUUAUGACAGACACUUGUCAAUCAAUUUACAAGUAUCAAGUGUCAUUUUGCAAACCUUUGUGAGCGUCGGUUUGAGAUUUCGAACAAUCUCUGUACCCUCAUACUUGCUAGGAGUUAUAUUUUCUCUCAGUUUCUUCGUAGGUUGGAAGGCCUAUCAAAGCUGAUUAUUUAUUUUCUAUUUUUCUAGAUAUUGAUACCAACCAAAUGCCAGACUUGUCAGUCUUUGAAGAUUUUCAGGAUGAAGGAUACAACCCCUCCCUUGAGGAAACAUACCAGCCACCUUCAUCGCCAGUGCUCUUGAAGAUGGAGGCAAAAUCUCCGAGUCCAUGUGGAUCAGAGUGCAGUUACUCAUCAGCCAGUCCACCUCACAGCCCUAGCAUCAGUGAAGCUAGUUACAACACCUACAGCACAGAUGAGGGAUUUGUGUCUGAGGAUUUGAGUGACCUUGAUGGUGAGUUGGUGUAAAGAGAAAGCUAGCUUCUAUAAAAUUGCUUUCUUCUUGACAUGUUUUUAGCAAUCUAAAUCACUUCAUUUAUUUUUACCACAGAAAUUCUGGAUAGAAUGAGCUCUUCUGGUUCCCCUGCAUCAAUUCACAGUGAACCUGAGAAACUUCAACCAGUUGUGGUCAAAGAAGGUGAAUAUUGAUACUGCUUCAGUGCAUCAUUUUCAUUCCUUUAAGAAAUGCUCUUGACAUUGAUUUUUAGGUCUUUUUUUUUUUCCUCAUGAGAAUGCUAAAUCAUGUGUUGUUGUUCUUUUAGAAGUACCUGAGAAAAAGAAGCGAAGUAAGCGUGGACCUAAGCCACCAGUCAAGUAUCGAGGUGGGUGUUAACAGAAACUUGUUUCUUUGAUUUGGUUUAGUUUCGUUUUGUUUAGUUUUUUAUCAAUAUGCAAUCCAUCAGCUGAAUAACUGAGUUACCUUUGUGGCUCUAUUUGCACAAAUAUAUGCAUGUUUUAUUCAAGAGUUUGUUUCUUUAUGCUUAAUCAGGUGAUGGCCCAAUUCAGUUAUGGCAGUUUCUUCUUGAGCUCAUCAUCGGCAGUGAAACCUCGCACCUGGUGAAGUGGACCCAGGAAGAAGACUACGAAUUUAAGAUCCUGCAGCCUGCAAUUGUGGCCAAGAUGUGGGGAAAGAAAAAGAACAAGCCCACAAUGAACUAUGAGAAGCUGAGCCGUGGUCUCCGCUACUACUAUGGCAAGAACAUCAUUGAGAAGGUCCAUGGAAAGCGAUAUGUCUACCAGUUCAUGUGUGACAUCCCUAAGAUCCUUGGCUAUGACCCAAUGGUGAACAAAUGUGAAGACUUUGCAGAAGAUUCUGUCUGUGGAGAACCUGUGAUGUCUCCUGAAGUCGAAGAUCUGCUUCUGACCACCUCUGUUGAGGAAGGAAAGAUGGCUGGAUCGCUUGACUUCAGCUUGCUCAUCCAAUAGUUUUCCCAUUGUUUUUGUUGAUAACCCAAACGUGUAUUGCUUCGGUGAUUUUUCUAGUAGCUUGUAUCAAGCGAAAAAGUGGUAGUAUAAGCCUCUUUUUUAUGAAUCGUAUCGAUUCCUUCCCCCCAAUUGCAAUUUUAGUAGCAAGUUAUACAAUUUUCUAUUAAAGUUUUUUCUAAGUGAGGUUUCUUUGUAGGGUUGUAUAAUUUACUAGUAGAGAUUCAAACAAACAUUUUUGCAUACUGGGUAUGCUGAGAACAAUCCCAGUAAAAAUGACAAGCAAGUUAAUUAAGGUUUUUUAAAGUUUUUGCUCUUAUUUGUUGUUAAAAACAGUGGAAGACAAAAACAAUAGUUAAUUUAAAAAAAGUUUGAAACAGUAUAGUAGGAAAGAAGCCAUAUGUGUGGCUUCUGUUCAUGGCAUACCUCGGUAAUUCUUUGAAUGUACAACAAAAGUAAUGAUAAGUUUUCAGUUUAUCAAAAUUUACUGUAGUUUUACUAGUUGAAGAUGACUCGGUUUGUAGAUGCCAAGAAGUGAAUGUUCUGCUUCUUUGGCAUAAAAAGUACUUUAUAUGUAAAUAGUUGUGUUUUGGUUUCAGGUUAAUCAUAUUGAUUAACUCCCCAAGUAUAUUAUCAUUAUCCCCUCGGCUACUGAGUAGCUUUCAUUUGUCUGUAAACCAAAUACAGUUGUAAGUAAUGAAUAUAAUUAAAGCUCAAUUAAAGUAAGUUAAUGCAGAUUUAAAAAAAUGUCUUUUGAUUUGUGUCAAACUUAGUCAACAAGGCCUGUUGGUUGGAUUUUACCAUGUUAGGGUUGGGGGAAAGUAACUUUGGAUGGAAACUGAAU
Molecule: messenger RNA, 3581 nt
Organism: Pocillopora meandrina
Lineage: Eukaryota; Metazoa; Cnidaria; Anthozoa; Scleractinia; Pocilloporidae
Source: the annotation of a GenBank genome assembly